Capronia epimyces CBS 606.96 is the source of this 4821-nucleotide messenger RNA. RefSeq lists its product as uncharacterized. The record is from RefSeq and is a predicted model, not a curated record. NCBI's taxonomy places the organism in Eukaryota, Fungi, Ascomycota, Eurotiomycetes, Chaetothyriales, Herpotrichiellaceae. Gene Ontology annotation, molecular function: ATP hydrolysis activity; ATP binding; ABC-type transporter activity. The transcript has 2 exons. Gene Ontology annotation, cellular component: membrane. Gene Ontology annotation, biological process: transmembrane transport. The coding region runs from base 1 to 4821 and encodes 1606 amino acids.
AUGGAGUCAUACACUGCCACCCACCAUACGACCACUUCCGUGGCGAUAUCAAUAGCAUGUUCGGUGAUUGUCGCAGCCUUUUCGAUACCUGCUCUGUCGCAGUACAUCUCGCGGCUUCGGGCAGGGAAGGGCCAGUACCAGAGCAUAUCGGACCACUAUGAGGACGAAGAUGGCGCGGCCACCGCAGAGUCUGAAGAGGCAUAUUCCGAUUUUGUUCCACGUCUGUUGCUAAUUCUAAUUUCUACUGUCGCUUCACUUGACGCUUUGGCUACUGCUGUCUUGACCACCACUCGCCCUCGUCUGUUGCUCACAUUCGAACAGUGGCUUCAGUUUGCGACUUGGUUGCUCGUGCUAUUCCAAGCAAUCGCCAUCUUCGUCACGCCAUCUUCCGUGCAGCGCUACAACCUAGGGAUUCUGUCGGGUGCAUCGGCCUUGUUCAUCGUGGUGGCGGUGGCCGUGGAGAACAUAUCGCUGUGGCAGUCGGGACUCAAUCCUCUGCCACGAAAUGCCCAUCUAACCCUCUCAAUCGUCCAACUCACUUGUGGUUUUCUACUCGUCUUUGUUAGCCUCUCAAUUCCCCGUCGGCCUGAUGUCUAUUGGAAUGGAAGACCCGUCGAUCGGGAGAAUACUGUUUCCGUCCUCGGGAAAUUUACUUUUUCGUGGCCUACCCCGAUCCUCGCCUUUGCGGCCAAGAACAAAGGUCUUGACUACGACGACCUGCCUGAGAUAAGCCAUGAAGUGCGCUCCCGAGGGUUGAGACAGCGUUUUCAGACCGUGGGAAGAAAGGACAAGCUAUGGAAAGCCCUAUUCUGGUCCCACAAAUGGGGCUUUAUCCAACAGUGGACUUUUCAAGCUCUCUGCUCCGUCAUCAACUUCCUCCCGCAAGUUGCUCUGUACUUGAUCUUGCUCACGCUGGAAGCUCGGGACCAAGGAGAAACCGUAACUCUCAGAUCGUGGCUACUGGUCAUCGGUCUCGGCGCAUCUAUCACGUUAUCAUCAUGGCUCGAGGCUUGGAUGUUCUUUGUGAUCUUCAUGAAAGUCGGCAUCCCCAUCUAUGAACAGUUGUCGGCGGUUGUCUUUAGCAAGGCAAUCAAACGAAAAGACGUCAAAGGUACGGGCAAAAAGGACGACGAGGCGGUUGUCGACGGGGCGGCCGUGGUGAACGAAAAUAUCGCUCAAAAGGCGGACGACCAGAUGCCUCUAGGUGAUGAGGACGAGGAUUUCCAAAAGUCCAGACAGAGCACGAUCAACUUGAUCGGCGUCGAUGCGAAGAGAAUCGCAGAUUUUGCCACCUUCAACUACAUCUUCCUAGGUUCUGUGGUGAAACUGGCCUUCGCCUUUGGAUUUCUAUUGAAGUUAAUUGGUCCGAUUCCGCUUCUUGCAGGACUGGCCGCUCCAGUUCUGAUUAUGCCAAUCAAUAUCAUCGCUGCUCGUCGUUAUGCAACUGCCCAGGAUGACCUCAUGAAGCACCGAGAUCAGAAGAUGGCGGUAGUGACAGAAGCGCUUCAAGGAAUUCGGCAAAUCAAGUUUACUGCUCUUGAAAGAAACUGGUACGAAAAGAUACUCGAAAGCAGAAGAAGAGAGUUGAAGACGCAGUGGGAGGUGUUCAUUUACGACACUACCCUGAUCAGCAUCUGGAUUUUUGGACCUGUGAUGCUCUCGGCUAUCUCGCUGACAACUUACGCUUUGAUCAACAAGGAGUUAACGGCGUCCGUCGCCUUUACAACGAUUUCAAUCUACGAGGCAAUCGAGAUGACUCUGGCGAUCAUUCCGGAGAUGUUGACGGACCUUCUAGACGCCAUUGUGUCCGCGAAACGAGUCCAAGACUAUCUUGAUGCACCUGAACGUACAGAGAGCACCAAACCUGGCGAAACAGUCGCAUUUAGGAAUGCUACAAUUGCGUGGCCCUCCGACGACCCGGAGCACGAAGCGGACCAAUUCACUCUACGUGAUCUGAACCUUGAGUUUCCAAAAAAUGAAUUGAGUGUUAUAUCUGGCCGAACGGGAUCUGGCAAGAGUUUGCUCCUUUCCUCCAUUAUCGGUGAGGCCGACGUCCUCCACGGUGAAAUCUUGGUCCCAAAGGCACCAGCCGCAUCUGAACGGCACGAUGCUUUUGCAAACAAGAGUAACUGGAUCAUCCCAUCUUCAAUUGCCUACGUGGCUCAGAUUCCCUGGAUCGAAAAUGCCACCAUUCGAGACAAUAUUUUGUUUGGUCUGCCACUCGAUGUUGAUCGAUAUCGGAAAGUUAUGCGUGUAUGUGCUCUCACGAAAGAUAUGGAGAUGCUCCAAGACGGCGAGCUCACCGAUAUUGGCGCCAAUGGCAUCAAUCUGAGCGGUGGCCAAAAAUGGCGGGUGUCGUUUGCACGGGCAUUAUAUUCCAGAGCUGGAAUCUUGAUCCUUGACGAUAUAUUCUCCGCAGUCGACGCCCAUGUUGGGCGACACCUAUUCGAGGAGGCAUUAACAGGAGACCUCGGGCAAGGCCGGACGAGGAUUCUGGUCACCCAUCAUGUCGCUCUGUGUCUUCCGAAAACAAGCUAUAGCGUUCUGUUGUCGAACGGCCGUGUUGAAGAAGCGGGCAAAACCGAAGAAUUGAGCCACACUGGGAAGUUAGAAUCUAUACUUGCGCAAGACGUGGUAGAACAAGAGAAAGAGGACGACGAAGCCGAGAGAGACCAAGCCCUGGCCAUCGACGAUGGCGGAGGCCUCCAAAGACUGCUCAGCAGUCAGUCACAACGGUCGCGGAGGAAGUCAGUCCUCAGCGACGCCAGUGACGAAAUCACACGCCGGCCAUCUCGAGUUGGAUUCAAUGAUUCCGAGCAGCUCAAUGCUCCCAAAAAGUUUUCCGAAGAAGAAAAGCGAGAGACGGGCGCCAUCAGAUACCAGAUCUAUGCAGCUUAUAUCCGGGCGUGUGGCGGCUUCACCUACUGGUUCUUCAUCUUGGUCAUCUUCGGCUCCUGGGUGGCUGUCUAUCUGGCCCGCUCAUACUGGAUCAGCAUUUGGACACGGUCAUAUCGGACGGAAUCAUUGUUUCACAGUCGACUAAUGCAACAAUCCAUCGGUGCCUGGCGCUACGUUCAUUCCCACUUGGAAGCCACAGAGAUCGACCCCGAUCUGCUUUAUUAUCUAGGCGUGUAUCUCGGAAUCUCCCUCUUAGCCUGGGCAGUCGGGACGGUCCGGUACUUUUUUGUCUAUCUUGCCUCGAUACGGGCUUCAAAGGUGCUCUUUGAGAAGCUCGCGUUCGCGGUCCUUCGUGCGCCGCUGCGGUGGUUGGACACAGUCCCCCUCGGCCGAAUACUUAACCGCUUCACCUCGGACUUCAAUAUGCUCGACUCGCGCAUCUCAAAUGACCUGGGCUUCAUGUUACACAACAUGAUGCACGUCCUGUCCGUUGUGAUCGCUGGUGUCUUCGUCUCCCCUUAUAUGAUUGUUUUCGCCAUCGCCCUACUUGUCGUCUCGAUGUACUUCGCUAUUCGGUACCUGUCAGGGGCUAGAGAAGUGAAGCGACUGGAAAGCAAUGCUAAAUCACCCGUGUUCGAGCAAUUUGGCUCCGUCCUCGUGGGCAUUGGCACAAUCCGCGCCUUUGACAAGGCCGACGCAUACCUGGACAGGAUGUUCAAACGCAUUGACAAACACUGUCAGGCAUACUGGCACCUCUGGCUAUUCAACCGCUGGAUGGGUUGGCGCUUGAACAUGGUAGGCGCCCUGUUUGCAGCAAUCACUGCGGCAUUGAUCGUGAGUAUCACUUCCAUUGAUUCCUCUCUCGCCGGGUUCGCAUUGAGCUUUGCUCUCGGGUUGUCAGAAGGCGUCAUCUGGGCUCUCCGGCAAUACGCGAACGUCGAACUCGACAUGAAUGCCACAGAGCGAAUUGUCGAGUACAGCAACAUCACGAUCGAGAACCAGGGUGGACUCGACGUCCCUGCAGCCUGGCCCACAGAAGGCAACCUCGACGUUCAUGACCUGGUCGUGACCUACGCUCCCGGUUUGCCGCCUGUGCUGAAAGGAGUGACCUUCAGUGUGUCACGCAACCAGCGUGUCGGCGUCGUCGGCCGUACUGGCGCAGGCAAAUCGUCACUGACGCUCGCGUUAUUCCGCUUUCUCGAAGCCCAGUCGGGCAGCAUCGUCAUCGACGGCAUUGACAUUUCGACAAUCAAGCUCUUCGACCUGCGUUCACGCCUGGCCAUCAUCCCGCAAGACCCUGUUUUGUUCUCGGGGACUGUACGCAGCAAUCUCGACGCCUUCAACGAGCACUCGGACACGGAGCUGCGGGAGGCCCUGGCGAGAGUCCACUUGAUCUCGUCAUCAACCACCAACACGUCGUCGGUUGCGCCAAGCGGCAGUGCCACGCCAGUUCCUGGGUCCAUGUCCAACAACGAAGUAGAAGGUGGCCAUUUGAACCAAAACGAAAACAAGAACAUAUUCCAGUCCUUGUCAUCGAAAAUCUCCGAAGGUGGCUUGAAUUUAUCGCAGGGUCAGCGCCAGCUGCUUUGUCUGGCACGCGCCAUCGUGUCGCGCCCGAAAAUCAUGGUCCUCGACGAAGCCACCAGCGCCGUCGACAUGGAGACGGACACGCUCAUCCAGCGUAGCAUCCGCGAGGAAUUCACCGACAGCACACUGCUUGUCAUCGCACACCGGCUUAGCACGAUUGCGGAUUUCGACCUCAUCUUAGUCUUGGGCGAGGGCAAGGUUGUCGAGUUCGAUACGCCUGCCAAUUUGAUGCUCAAGCAAGGUGGCGUCUUCAGAGACAUGGUCGAGACCUCCGGGGAGAGGGCGGAGCUCGAGAAAAUCAUCAACCAUGGCAGUGCUGAGAGUGUAGCGGCAUGA